CGCCAAACUCGUCCAGGUCACUCACGUGAUUCCAGAAGACGUCGCACGCUUCAAGAGUGAAGAAAGGGAGUUGCGCAUAGAAGAGGAGAAAGCAAGAAUUCUGGAUGACCUGGAGCAUGCUGAUGUGAUAGUCUCAGUGGGCCCACGCUUGUAUGACUAUUACAAAAACGAGACAAGAGAAGAAGACCACCACCUGGAGUUUUUGCCUGAGCCGUCUGCCAUCUUCCAGAACACGCAAGUGAAAUAUGUCGACACGAAAACGAAAGUGGUGCUGUCCGUUGGCAGGGUCAAGGGCGUGGAGAGGCUAAAAGGCUACGAUCUGGUCGCGAAGUCCCUAGGUGAGGUGAUCAAGGUUCGGCCUAACACCAAAUGGCGAGCCCGGGGCAUAAAGCGUGAAGAUUUCCCAGAAAGCAAGGCAAUCAUCCAAGCCAAUAAAGUUGAGUUCGUACCCUUCACUCCCCUGCAGUACGGCACCCAGGAAGAUCUGUCCAAGGACAUGCGGCAGGCCCAUGUCGUCCUGAUGCCGUCUCGUGCAGAACCAUUCGGACUUGUAGGUCUGGAGGCUAUCGCUGCAGGGGUGCCAGUCCUGGUCUCCAACAAGUCUGGUCUUGCCUGGUUCUUGGACCAAGAUCCCGACUGGGACCGCCCCAUUGUGGAGAUUGCAGAUGAGGACGACGACGAAGCCGCCAAAACACUGGCCAAGCGGAUCAUCAGGAUCCUGAACAACGGGAGUAAGGAGUUCGAGGCUGCAAGAAGGCUGAAGGAGAGGCUUUUGGGCUCAAAAUACUGGGUCGCGUCACACAACAAGUUUCUGGAGAUAUUCGGCCUUUAGGUCCUUUAGCUAACAUCUUCCACCAUCAGUGUAUAUGGGUUGCCUCAACAUGGAGGAGGUAUUGUCAUCCACGUUUAAGUCUAGGUUUGUUUAUGUGUUUCCUGUGAACCGUGAAUAUUUCGGAUCGAUUUCGACCAACUUCAAAUUGAAGAAUAACCUGGCUACAUUUUGCAAAAAUUAAGUAUCUUUCUUUAAUAGACCGUAGAAAUGCAAAACAUGAUUUCUAGAUUGAAAGAAAGUGUUAAAUGUAAAAGUGUGAAAGUUGAUUAUGGGACAUGAAUAAACUCGAUA
Molecule: messenger RNA, 1123 nt
Organism: Branchiostoma floridae (Florida lancelet)
Lineage: Eukaryota; Metazoa; Chordata; Leptocardii; Amphioxiformes; Branchiostomatidae
Product: D-inositol 3-phosphate glycosyltransferase-like
Biological process (GO): apoptotic process; proteolysis
Cellular component (GO): cytoplasm
Source: RefSeq, a predicted model, not a curated record